AUGGAGCGUGUCCUCUGGAAGCAAGAUCCCUGUGCAGUGAGAGCUCCAACAUCCACGGAGCAGCAGCAGAACCAGGAGUCAGAGCAUGGAACAACUGUCACCUUCCCACGCCACGGAGAAAGUAAAGCUGAGUGCUGUGGGCAGGGACUGGCUUGCACCAUCAAGUUCUUCAAGUCUCAGGGAUAUGAAGAAAGAACAGGAACCUUUGAAAAAGGCAAGCCCUUACCAGAGGCCAGCUACCAAAAGAAAGGCAAAAACAAAACACCCAAACCGAUUAACGACGGGAAUGGGAGCCCCGGGCUGCAGGACUGCCCGGGUGGUCGGACUUGGAACCGCCGCUCUGGAAGGUUCCGGAGUGGCAGGCGGAGGGGGCGGCUCCCUGGAGCCAGGGCGGAGCCGGCGGCGUGCAGGGGUCGGGCUACGCCUCUCGGCAGUGCCGGUUGGCUGCAGCCGCUCUCCGCCCGGCAGGAGACGCUCCCACGGAGGGCCAGCGGCGGCGGCGGCGGCUCCCGGGCUCGCGCUCGCUCGCCGGCUGCCCCCUCCCGCCGCAGGACCGGCCGGGCGCCCUCGCGGGCCGGGCAGCAGUUGACCAUGGACCUGCGGAUGCUCUCCCGGGAGCUCUCGCUCUAUCUGGAGCACCAGGUCCGGGUUGGCUUCUUCGGCUCGGGAGUGGGCUUGUCCCUGAUCCUGGGCUUCAGCGUUGCCUAUGCCUGCUACUACCUGAGCAGCAUUGCCAAGAAACCCCAGUUAGUCACCGGCGGGGAGAGUUUCAGCCGCUUCCUUCGGGACCACUGCCCGGUGGUGACGGAGACGUACUACCCGACCGUGUGGUGCUGGGAGAGUAGAGGACAGACCCUGCUGAGACCUUUCAUCACCUCCAAACCCUCCGUGCAAUACAGGAAUGAGCUUAUUAAAACAGCAGAUGGAGGGCAGAUUUUACUGGACUGGUUUGAUAAUGAUCACAGUCAGUGUUACAUGGAUGCUAACACCAGACCUACCAUCUUACUGUUGCCUGGCCUCACUGGAACGAGCAAGGAAUCCUAUAUCCUCCAUAUGAUCCAUCUCAGCAAAGAAUUGGGAUACAGAUGUGUGGUUUUUAACAACAGAGGAAUGGCCGGGGAGGAUCUCUUGACACCAAGGACUUAUUGUUGUGCUAACACUGAAGAUUUGGAAACAGCUGUUCACCAUGUACACAGCCUGUACCCUGCUGCCCCUUUUCUGGCAGCGGGGGUUUCAAUGGGAGGAAUGCUGCUUUUAAACUACCUGGGCAGAAUUGGGUCUCACACUCCUUUGAUGGCAGCUGCCACGUUUUCAGUUGGUUGGAAUGUCUUUGCUUGUUCAGAAUCAUUGGAGAAGCCCCUGAACUGGCUACUUUUUAAUUACUAUUUGACAACCUGCCUCCAGUCUUCAGUGAAGAAGCACCGGCAUAUGUUUGUAAAACAAAUUGACAUGGAUCAUGUCAUGAAGGCUAAAUCUAUCAGAGAGUUUGAUAAGCGAUUCACUUCAGUCAUGUUUGGAUACCAAACAAUCGAUGAUUACUAUACUGACGCCAGUCCAAAUCGUAGGCUGAAGUCUGUAGGGAUUCCUGUCUUGUGUCUGAAUUCUGUGGAUGAUGUUUUCUCACCUAGCCACGGUAUCCCAAUAGAAACAGCUAAGCAAAACCCUAAUGUGGCUUUGGUCCUUACUUCUUAUGGAGGCCAUAUUGGUUUUCUGGAAGGACUCUGGCCACGGCACACCUACAUGGAUCGAGUCUUCAAGCAGUUUAUGCAAGCCAUGGUUGAACAUGGACAUGAACUCUCUUAAUUCAUCAGGUGCUUUCUAUCCGAGCCACCAUUAUAAAGCUUAGUGCACACAUUUUAACUACUCUAUAUAAAGCAAAUAAGCCAGCAGGUGGGAGAAGAGGUCCAGAAUGACAUGCAAAAACUACUUUUUGGGGAAAUAAAACCAACUUUGUAGCAAGAAAUGAAAUAUAGUAUUAGAUUGUUACUUAGAUUUUAUUUUUACUAUGCCUUACCAAGUAUGACCUUAAAUAAAGUAGUAUAAAUGGAACUGCACUUAACCAAAACUAUCAUGUAAAAAGAUUUUAAUUCCUCAGGGUUUUGAUUUAGGCUAGUAUUUUUUAGAUUACUCAUUUUAGGUAAUUUAAUGGUACUUUAAUAACUGUUAAAUGAUUUUGUUUAUUGGAAUGUUAAGUUACAAAUUGGCACAUUCCUAAAGGUGUUCAUACCUGAUGAUAUAUCAUGAUGAUAAUAUGAAAAGACUGGAAUACAGUGCGCUAAAUCUUUUAUGUAUCCUAACUUUACAAGGCAAGUGCAAUAAUGUAAGACUGAUGUCAAUAUAUGCUCUUUUACUCUGAUAAUAUUCUAUUAGGGCUGAUUUAUGUUUUAUAAUGAUUAUAAUUCACGUUUAUUUUUAAAAUAGUCUAUGUACAUACAUAUAUAUCAAUAUAUUAAAAUAAACUCUAGCCUUUUAAAAUG
Molecule: messenger RNA, 2477 nt
Organism: Echinops telfairi (small Madagascar hedgehog)
Lineage: Eukaryota; Metazoa; Chordata; Mammalia; Afrosoricida; Tenrecidae
Gene: ABHD3
Product: abhydrolase domain containing 3, phospholipase
Exons: 11
Coding region: 1-1803 (600 amino acids)
Biological process (GO): medium-chain fatty acid catabolic process; medium-chain fatty acid biosynthetic process; phosphatidylcholine metabolic process
Molecular function (GO): acetylesterase activity; A2-type glycerophospholipase activity; glycerophospholipid phospholipase A1 activity
Source: RefSeq, a predicted model, not a curated record